CGUGGAGAACUAGAUGAAUCGCUCGGUUAGUUUCUCUUUUUUGUCACACUUCUCCUGACUAGAACCGACUAGGUUUAUGGAUUGCCAGAGAAUUCCGGUCAAACCAGCCGACAGGUUGACUGAAAUCAAGCCGCCCCAUUGGUCAACUGGAAGGAGUGCGGACAGUAUUUGAAAAAAGGGUCCACAGUGGCUCGUACCUGAUGAACUAUUUGAUCUCCUGGGUUCCCCCCUUUGGCAAGGGAUUGAAGGCGAAUGAUCGGUUUUCUUCAUCUCACUGACGAUCGUCCCCUCGCAAGAUGGUUCGACUCUGGAGCCCGACCUGGGUUCUCCUCGCUGCACUGCCGCUGAGUGGAGCCAGCCCAUCAGUCGUGACCUUCACUUCGAGCUAUACUAGCACCGCGACAACGACUAUCACCACCUCCAUCCCGAGUGUCUCCAUCACCAGCACCUGCAGCGUGGGUACGGUCGCUCCGACGGGAUGUGCCGAUGCCAUCUGGUUUGAUGCAGGGAAUUACUGGUCCGCCACUUGCACUACCUCCGCCUACAGUGCCAGUACCACCAAGAUGACCUACUCCUGGGUCAGCGUCUCCCAAUGCGCCGAUGUUUGCACCCACUACAGCAACUGCGCGGGCGUCAACUGGGACGACAGCGAAACUUGCCGCAUCCUCGCCGGGUCGCUGGAAUUGGUGCCAGCCGCGAGCAGUGUUUUGGCCGCCGAGCUCUUUCUUUUCAAUCCCUGUACCUCGCGAGUGACCUCGUAUGUUCCGGAGACUUUGACGCGCACCUCGACUACCGAGUAUACAUCCUUGAUUGUUUCGACCAUCACUCCUACUCCCACUCCGACACCCACCCCAACUUCCACACCAUCCUCUUCGACGCAUCUCAUACCCUCUUCAUCAAGUUCUCCGGUUCGCUCACUACCCACAUCAGCGCUUUCAAGCUCCUCAGCUCCCGCCACUCUUCCACAUUCAUCUGGGAGCCCCUUGGCGACCCCGUCAUCUAUUGUCAGCACCAGAUCCCCCGCCAUCAUCUCCCCUCUCACCAGCGCUGCACCCGCACCAUCCAGUGCGCCGGAUGAGAUUGAAACGCUGUAUUCCACCAUCUACACCACCGAGUUGGUGACCUUUUUCACAGAGUGUGCGUUCUGAUCGACGGUCACUCAUUGUACAUCACCACUCUCGGAGACGAACUUCCCUGUAUAUAUAGGACAGAUUAAAUGUGCACGGCAAGGAUCGAGGUAUCCCAGGUCAGGAGCAUCUGGCGAUGUCAUUUAUCUUUGAUUUAUUAUCUACAAUAUAACAAUGCAUGUGCCUG
Molecule: messenger RNA, 1314 nt
Organism: Aspergillus uvarum CBS 121591
Lineage: Eukaryota; Fungi; Ascomycota; Eurotiomycetes; Eurotiales; Aspergillaceae
Exons: 1
Coding region: 297-1148 (283 amino acids)
Source: RefSeq, a predicted model, not a curated record